Molecule: messenger RNA, 1808 nt
Organism: Lolium perenne
Lineage: Eukaryota; Viridiplantae; Streptophyta; Magnoliopsida; Poales; Poaceae
Source: RefSeq, a predicted model, not a curated record
UGAACGUUUCCAACAAAACCCAGAAUUAGUUGGCGAGCAGCACACGGAUGGUGACCUCUACUCAGAAUUGUUCUCACCACCUAGGAAUUCUAGAAGACAUGGAUUUGGACUACUGGUAGGAGUAAAAGCAUCAAAGGUACUGGAUGAAGCUAUAGAAGCAUUAAGGGAUUCUAAGCAGGAGAACAUUGAGCUCAGAGGCUACGUGGAAACACUCAUGUCAAGGAGUCAACAAUUGGAAGAAAAGGUAAAUUACCUGAUGGCACGUCAACGAGAUGGACAUACAGAUGAAAUGCAUGGAAACCAGGAACAAGAAGAAGAAGUCGCAGAAGAAUUAGUGGCGUCAACACUAGCUGAGCUGUCGACGCAUAUAUAAGCAAGCACAACCUGAGCAAGAGAAAACAAAGGAAGCUUCCAGUGCACCAGGCAGAACAAUAUCAGCAUCAGCAUCAAUAGCAUCUGGCAUAACAAGUGCACCAUCAUCAAGUCAUAAUACAUUGAAGGUACCAACAACAACAACAUUGAAGUCAACAUCAGCUCCAUUCAAAUCACCUUUCAAGGCACCAGGAAAAGCAGCGGCACAUGCCGUGAAAACAGCAGCAACAACAGUCCAGGGAUCAGCAACAGCCUGUACCCAAAAAAGAGCAUCAGAAACAGUCCAGGGAUCAAAGGCAACAACAAAAGCAGCCAAGGUACCAAAAGCAGCUGGAUCAGCCAAGGGAUCAACAACAACAAUCAAUGGGGCAGAAGCAGCAUCAGUACCGAUGAUACCAGAAGCAGCUGUAGCAGCCAACGGAUCAACAAUAGCCCUCAAGGCUUCAGCAGCAGUAGCACGAAAGGUACAAGAAGCAACUGGAGCAUCCACUGGAUCAACAACACUAAAUGGAUCAAAAGCAGCACCCAAGGGAUCAGGAGCAGCGGCACACAAGUUACCAGAAGCAGCUGGAUCAGCCAAGGGAUCAACAACAGUACUCAAUGGGUCAGAAGCAGCAGCAUCAGAACCCAGGAUAUCAGCACCACCACCCAAGGGAUCAACAGCACAUGCAGGAACAUUGAGCAGCCAGACAUCAACCAGGACAAUAACAAAAAAAGUCGACAACAAACCAAGGCACAUCAUUUUCAGCAUUGAAGGAAGCAUCUUUGCUUGGUCUUAGUCAAAUGUUGCCGCCGAAUCCGAAAGCAGUAACAGCUAUCUCAGAACAAGGCAGUCAAGAAAUGAAAUCACCAAGAACAAGUAAAAGAAGGAAAAAUGCUAAGUCGGGAGAUUACAUCGAAGGAUCACAGGGCAAUGUAGAAAGCCAAGCAACAACAGUUGCAACACCAAAAGGAACAAUAAGUAAGAGACCGAAGAAGAGGAAGCUAGAAGAACUUAUUGAUGAUAAGCUAGAAGAACUUAGUGACGAUGUGGUCAUUACUUCAGUUAAUGUAGUGCAGAAGCCAAAAUGCUCUUACAGGAAUCUGCUAACAGACAGCACAAUCUUAGUCAAGGUAAAAGAGGAGAAGCUGGAAGAGAACAUUGCUGCAAGGAAGGUGAUUGGCAUAGUACAAAAUGAUGCACUGAUGAACAUAAUGAUUGGCUUAGAGCAAGGAAUCCACUUAAGGCAAAUAAAAUUAAAACUGGCAUUGAAGUGGGGUUGACUUCGCCAAACAGCUUACAAAUGGUGGCAUUGGGAACAGUUCAGGAAAUUGAAAAUGAGGAGUUUGUCAAAAUUUUGGUGAACGUGGUCUUCAAGAAAACAACUGUUCUGCCAAUACCAAAAGGCAGAAUGGUUCAAAUGGGAGACACUGAGGCACAUUGCAUCACCUGGCCA